AUGCUAUUUGGAUAUUUAGCGCCUUUGAUAAAGAGGGCAGUUUACAAUUUCGUGCCAACUUCUACGCUGAAACUAGAACUGGACCAGUCACCAUUAACGCGCUAUAUAGGUGAUUGUAUCCAGAGCACAUCAAAGAAUUGCCUGACGGUGGAUACAACGCAGAAACCGUUCGUAGGACACAUUCCGCUAUUUGAGAAUUUGCGAUUCCAAGACAACUCGUAA
This is a messenger RNA of Arctia plantaginis, 222 nucleotides long. The record is from the annotation of a GenBank genome assembly. NCBI's taxonomy places the organism in Eukaryota, Metazoa, Arthropoda, Insecta, Lepidoptera, Erebidae.